Messenger RNA from Tarenaya hassleriana, 1676 nucleotides. RefSeq names its product eisosome protein SEG2-like. NCBI's taxonomy places the organism in Eukaryota, Viridiplantae, Streptophyta, Magnoliopsida, Brassicales, Cleomaceae. The transcript is spliced from 4 exons. The coding region runs from base 168 to 1505 and encodes 445 amino acids. The record is from RefSeq and is a predicted model, not a curated record. Gene Ontology annotation, biological process: male meiosis II.
AUUAAAAACCCUAAAUCCCAUUCCACUUAUUUCCAAUUUUCCAGUCCAAUCAGAUACCUCAACCCCGUUCCUCAAUUCAUGACGACCCUUUAAUGUUCGAUCGAUAAUCUGAAAAACCCACGAAGAGUUUUCUCUGAUUCUCUGGGUGGGGCUUGAAUUUUGAGAGAAUGGGUUGCUUUCUUGGUUGCUUCGGUGAUUCGAAGAGUCGCCGGCGUCGGAGACGCCGAGAAUAUCUCCAUCCUCGAGGAAACAGAAUCUCUGAGGGAUCUAAGAAUGAUGAUCAUCUGAAUGUGAAGGUCCCUACAGUCGAGGAAGUCCCUAGAGAGCAUGUAAUUCCGAUCACUGAUAUCAGUGAAAAAGUUGCCGAGAAAUUCAAUCGGAGCCCUAUUCGGAAGAGAGUUACUUUUGACUCCAAUGUAAGAACCUAUGAACAUGUUUUACAGGAAGAAUCUGCUGAACUUCCAAAAGAGGUGAGAGAAGAGAGAAGUGCAGAAGAGAAACCGGUGAAGCCGAGCCGUACUGAAUCUUCAUCUGAGAGCAGCUCAGUCACGUCAAACUCGUCGGGGUCCUUCCCUCCAAAUCACAGGUACCAGAAUUGCAGAGAAAGUGAUGACGAAAGGGUGGAUGGAUCAGACUGCGAUGAAAGCGAUCUAGACGAUGAUUGGUUGCUUGAUGAAGACUAUUAUAGCGAUGAUGACGAUGAUGAUGAUGGCUAUUACCAGAAUAAGUUACCGAGCUACAAAGAAGUUUAUACAGAGGAGAUUGCAGAUAACGGUUUGGACAUAGAGGAGGCGAAGCCAAGAGGGUCUAAUGCAAGUGCUAGAGACAGAAGUAGCUAUAUCCACCCGGUAUUGAACCCAGUUGACAAUUUCACUCAGUGGAAAAGUGUGAAAUCUAAAGUGAGAACAAUACCGGCACAGCCUCAAAAGGAGAACCUUAACCUCGUCUCAUAUCGAGAAGACAACUGGGCUUCCGUCACCAAAACCAUGCCCAAGCUUGACAAAUCAUCGUCACUCAGCUUCAAGCCAAGACCAAGAGAUGAACCCAAGAAAACAAAGAACCGAGAAUUGGAGGUCGAUGCUAGUCUUUCAACUUGGUUAUCUGAAUCAGAGACCACCAGUGCCAGCAAUGGCGUUUCCACGGGGCUUGAAGCCACAAAGCCUGAGAGAAACAACAACACCCCCUGCAACUCUACACCGAUCAAAAACCACGAUGACAGGCCUAUAUUGGGGGCAUUGACAGUAGAAGAAAUCAAACAGUUCUCAGCUACUUCUUCACCGAGAAAAUCACCGAGCAGAAGCCCUGAUGAGAUGCCUAUUAUCGGAUCAGUAGGAGGUUACUGGAAUCACUCAGGGAGGAUCAUAGAGGAUCGCAGCUCCGCAACUUCUUCAUACAAGGGAAUACCAAACACGAACAGCAAGUACAGAGAAGAUAAGAGAGUGAAUUGGGAUUCGACACCAUUCGAGGCAAGACUGGAGAGAGCUCUGAACAGCGGAGGACGCUAAUAUACCUCUGUGCAAAGAAUCAUUCGUUUAUUACAUUGCCCUUGUGAGAUUCUAUUGUUCUUUUUUUUUUGUUCUGGUCGUGUUUAUGUUGUCUUCAUGGGUGUAUGUAAUAUACCUCUUCUACCUGUUUGUUGGAUAUGUAAUAAUGUUCUUCUGGUGUUUUGUUCCCAA